Phragmites australis (common reed) is the source of this 3135-nucleotide messenger RNA. Its product is annotated as auxin response factor 3-like. Gene Ontology annotation, cellular component: nucleus. The record is from RefSeq and is a predicted model, not a curated record. NCBI's taxonomy places the organism in Eukaryota, Viridiplantae, Streptophyta, Magnoliopsida, Poales, Poaceae. Gene Ontology annotation, biological process: response to hormone; regulation of DNA-templated transcription. Gene Ontology annotation, molecular function: DNA binding. The transcript has 10 exons. The coding region runs from base 584 to 2644 and encodes 686 amino acids.
CAACAGCAGCGCAGCGCCGUGCCACUCCGCAACAAUGCAGCAGCCAAAAAAAUCCCGGCGCCCAACGGCAAAAGGAAACAGCCCGUCCAAUCCAUCCAUCACCUCUCCGGACCUCUCCCCACCCCCACCCCACCCCAGUGGCUCUGCUCUCCGCUCCUCUCAUCAGCCGCACCUCACCUCGGCUUCGCUUCACAUCACAGCUCACGAAACAGGAGCGUCAUAAAGGCAUGGGCGUCGCAGGCUGGCCACAGUGACGCAGCGGCAGCAGCCCAGGAAGCAACAGCUACCGGCAUCGAUCGCGGCAGCCGAGGUGGGACGGGGAGGAAGCGGUCGCCGCAGGAGCAGAGGCAUGGGGGCCUGACUGACUGACUGAGAAGGAGAUGGCUGGAGAGUGACGGGCCCGGAGGCAUUAAUGGGUUGGUGCUCAUCCUCUUCGUCCUCACCCUCCUCUCCUCUCCGCGGGGUCGCGGCCGGUGCCGCCUUUUAACCGGCUUGUCCUGAAGGGGGGCGAGCGGCGAACCACACGGGCGCACUACCGCGGGAGGCCGGGACCGGAGCCGGAACCCUAGUGGUUGUGGGCGCCAUGGGCAUCGAUCUCAACAUGGUGGACAGCGAGGGUGAGGAGCGGCCGCCGCCGCCGCCUGUGGUAUGCCGGGAGCUGUGGCACGCGUGCGCGGGGCCCGUGGUGGCGCUGCCGCGGCGGGGCAGCUUGGUAGUGUACCUGCCGCAGGGCCACCUGGCUGCUGCCGGUGGCGGGGAUGUCGCGGUGGACCUGCCGCCGCACGUGGUGUGCCGCGUCGCGGACGUCGAGCUAUGCGCGGAUGCGGCGACGGACGAGGUGUACGUGCGGCUGGCGCUGGUGGCGGAGGGCGAGGCAUUCGAGAGAAACCUGUGUGGUGAUGGAGUUGAAGGGGAAGAUGACAUGGAGGAUUUUGAUGCUGAAAGGAAGUCCCGGAUGCUGCACAUGUUCUGCAAAACACUCACGGCCUCUGACACAAGCACGCAUGGAGGGUUCUCUGUUCCUCGUCGUGCUGCCGAGGACUGCUUCGCACCACUGGAUUACAAUCAGCUCAGGCCUUCUCAAGAGCUUGUUGCCAAGGAUUUGCACGGAGCAAACUGGAAGUUCCGCCAUAUUUAUAGGGGUCAGCCUCGUAGGCAUCUCUUAACAACUGGAUGGAGUUCAUUUGUCAAUAAAAAGAAACUGGUUUCAGGGGAUGCAGUCUUAUUUCUCCGAGGUGAUGAUGGUGAACUAAGACUGGGCGUAAGGAGAGCCAUUCAGCUUAAAAAUGAGGCCCUUUUUCAAGAUUUCAGUAGUGACAGUUCAAAGCGGCAUACAUUGUCUGCUGUAGCUGAUUCCUUGAAACAUAGAAGUGCUUUUCACAUUUCUUACAAUCCAAGAGCUACUGCUUCAGAGUAUAUUAUUCCAUAUCCGAAGUUCCUGAAGAGCCUCAACCAUUCAGUUUGCAUUGGAACGAGGAUCAACUUCCAGUGCGAGAAUGAAGAUGUUAAGGAAAGGCGGUCUGGAAUGGUCAUUGGCAUUAGUGAAGUAGACCUCAUGAAAUGGCCUGGCUCAAAGUGGAGAAGCCUGCUGGUAAGAUGGGAGGAUGGUACUAACUGCAACGGCCAAGAUAGAGUAUCUCCAUGGGAGAUCGAGGUAGUUGGUGGUUCAGUCUCUGUUGCCCAUUCUCUGUCUACAUCCAGUUCUAAAAGAACCAAGUUGUGCCCUCAGGGAAAUUUGGGCGUUCCAACUAUGUAUAUUGCAGGGAAUGGUUGUACUGACUCCGUGGAAACUGGAAAGUUACCCAGGGUCUUGCAAGGUCAAGAAUUGAUGGGUUUUAGAACUCGUCAUGUUACAUGUGCUCCUCGAACAGCUGAGGUCGCACAGUUUCAAUCUUCUGAUGCUAGGAUGUUCCUUACUAAUGCACGAAGCUGCAUGUUGAGUGGUCCAACAAGCAGACUUGUGGUGCAGAACUCCGGUGUUACCUACCAAUCUGUAGGCUUCAGUGAAUCUAUUGGAUUCUCAGAGGUCUUGCAAGGUCAAGAAAUUUCUCGGGCAGUUCCUAUGUUCCAAGGAAUGAUGUCUGAGGCAUGUUCAGUGAAAGGUGGACAUGGGCCGCAUAGUUAUAUGCAUAGGUCGGCUGCUGUGAAUGGAUUAUCAGCUGCAGCUCAAGAAUGUUCUCUCACGCUAUCUACUCCGCCAGCAGCACAAGUGCCCUCUCCCUACCCCGGUCAUAUGUUUAACCAGACAGUGGUUUCACAGCUUGGAUUGGCAAGCAAGAUUGAUGGUGAAGGUGCAAAUGGCAAUCAGCCUGGCCCAUUUGAUGUGCCGUGGGAAACUUGGACCAGGGCACAGCAUGAAGCGCCUGGUCAAAUUAACUUGGAGCAAUUCGAGACUAGAAGAGCUUCAGCACCUGGAGAUGCUGGUAAGAUUGUAUCUGGCAGAAGGGAGGUUCGCAAAACUAGCUGCAGGCUUUUUGGUUUUUCCUUGACUGAGAAGAUUUUGCCAGCGGAUGAUGAUGGUGUCAAGGAAGGGAACUAUGAGACUGAGUGCCAAAAUCCACGGAUGCUUGACUUGUUUGGGUACAACCGCUCGACCCCGAGUGCUGCUCUUCCAGCUAUCUGUGCCGCUCCCUUUGGAAUGUGAUGCUACAUUGCUGCUUCGGUAAUGAUCUGAGUACUUCAAAGUGCUUAGCAAGAAUUUUUACUUUGCCAGUACCCCGGCGUAUGCCGCAAGCUGCCAUUUGACCUCACCCUCUCUAUUGGUCUGCACAAGUCAUUUGCACAAGAAGUCAACGAAGUAUCUUUGGUGAACCACUCCUCUCCAUGCCUCACCGGGUCACCCCAGGUAUCAAGGUUCUCGUCUCAAGUUAUCUUGAUGCAGUCCAUGCAGUUUUUGUGGCUGAUACUUGAGAACCAUUGUGCAAUGAAGCCAAUAAAAGUGCCCCUAUAUGUAUUUCGCACGCAGAUACAGUGUUAUGGGAAGGUCUGUCAGCUUUGAUGUACCGUAUGUGUCCUUAACUCCUCUAUGACUUGUGUAGCUCAAUCACGAACCCUGGUUGCAGUCACCUAGGUCGUGAUUGUAUCAGUACACAAGACCAAUGCUAUGUUUUAUGCCAUGUUGCUUGUGGACCUCUA